CCAUAGCCUGUCGGGGCGAGCCGAGCGCCCGCGCGGGUUUUUGUCACUUCCUUGUCGUGAUUUUUGGUUGAGGAACAUUCAAUUUAGACGUUUCUACAUCGUCUGAAAGCGCUACAAAGCUGGUAACCUGCAGCAGGGUAUGCUUCUAAUCCAACGGGCUUGAAUUUAAUGAAAGCAGAGAGACGCCAACACAGUUGCAGUUGGAAGCAGAGAGACCGCAGCACAUCUGUAGUUCCCCUAACUCCAGAAGGACAAAAUUUGUGGCUUUGCCAACAGCAACAUGGCGGAAGAGGGAGAGGAAGAGAUCCACUCAGAGUCAGAGGAAGAAGAUGGGGAAAAUGGAGGAACACUGAAAUGUACAGAAUGUGACAAAACCUUCAACAGUGUCUCUAAGCUGAAGUCUCACACCAGAGUUCAUGCUGGACAAAACCUGUUUGGCUGUAAGCACUGUCCGGCUAAGUUUGUGUACGAAAAUCAGCUAAAGCUUCACAGCAAAAUCCACGAGGGGACCGGUGGCUACGCCUGUGCUAAGUGUCCAGCAAAGUUCACCUUGGCGUGGAGCCUCAAGCUGCACGAGAAAACCCAUGUCACGAAGAAGGCCUUUCCAUGUUCGGAGUGCUCAGCAAAGUUUGACAGCGCCGGCAGCCUGAAGGAACAUGAACAAUCUCACAGGUUGCCGUAUGCCUGCAUGCAGUGUACAGCAAAGUUCAGUACUGCGAGAGAUCUCUGGGAACAUGAGAAUGUCCACAACGAUGAAGAAUCAGGCAGCAAUGUGAAGGAACCUGCAGAGGUCUCCAUUUCAGUGGCAACUGAACAGGACAGUGGCAAAAGCGUUGGCAAGAAGACACUGCACGGCUGCACACAAUGCAGCACAUGGUUUGUCAGCAGAGAUCAUCUUCAGCAACAUAAAUGUACUAAGAGUAACAGUAACACUCGCAUCGAAGAAAAACAGUAUCAUUGCUCACAGUGUUCUGCAAAGUUUGCAAAGAAGAAAAACCUGAAGGAGCAUGAAAGAAAGCAUGCUAAGAAGACAAAAUACACAGCUAAGGUUUCCCAGAAAACCCAAAACACAGCUGUGGCCAGUAGUGAUGGUCUUUCAGAGAUUAUUGACCUGACUGAUUCGACAGACGAGCCUCAAAAUACCACUGAAUAUGGCAGUCUUCAGCAAGAUGGAGCUGGUAGUGAAGAUCUCGAAGAUGAGAUUGUGGAUGUGACCAGCAUCGAACCGACAGAUGAGCAUCAAAAUAUUAGUGAAUCUGACCGUUUAAGUGAAGGUCUUGAAGAGGUUGUGGAUGUGACAAGCAUUGAGCCAACAGAUCAGGAUCAAAAUACCAGUGAAUCUGACCAUUUUCAGAGAGAUCAACGCAAGACAGUGGAUGGGAAGCCACAGCACACCUGCCUACAGUGUAAUGCUACGUUUCCCAGUAACUCAAAGCUGAAUAGACACAUGACGGUGCACACAGGCGAACUUAAGUACCACUGCUCCCAAUGUUCUGCCGGUUUCUCCACAAAAAAAGGCCUGGAAAAGCACAUGAAGAGACAUGGCAGACAGCAAGGUAGUAGCGGUACCCAACGCCCUGCCAAGGUCACUUCUCGGAGUAAGUUCAAAAAGAAUAGGAAGCCCCAAAAGGGUGCAAAACCGUUCAGUUGCCCCGAAUGCCCAGCAAAAUUCGUCAGCUACGUUGAGAAAAAGAGCCACAUGAAAGUGCACGGCCAGGAGGACAAGACUCACAUCUGCUCUCAGUGCGGCGCAAAGUUUGCCCACUACAACAGCCUGGUGAGUCACCAGCGGUACCACCAGGGGGAGAAGAAGGUGGUGUACAGCUGCAGCGACUGUCCGGCCAAGUUCGCACAACAGCACAGCCUCUGGCUGCACAGGAGGAUGCACGGGGAGGCGGUGCACAGCUGCCCGGAGUGUCCGGCCGUGUUCAAGAACCAUGCUCACCUUGCCAGUCACGUGCUGGUCCACUCGGCUCAGGACAAGCCGUACAAGUGCAAGCACUGUUCAGCCCAGUACAAUUGUUUAAGUCAUCUCACAUACCACGAAAAGCUCCACCAGAAUGUGGCAGGCAGCACGCAGCCAACUGAAGCUUUAUUGAGAAGCAAUGAAGACAAGCAGGUUGUCGAAGAGACAGGAGAGAAGACGAAGCUGGUUGUCGAAGAGACAGGCAAGAAGAGGAAGCGGGCACCUCAGCAAGUGGUUGCGCCUUCCAAAAAGAGCUACGACUGUAAGGAGUGUCCAGCAAAGUUCACUAAUGCUAGUCACUUGUGGAGCCACAUGCAGGUGCAUUAUGGUGGAGACAAGCCCCGCCACUGCCCCCACUGCUCUGCCAAGUUUUCCUCGCCCUAUCACCUCUCCAGGCAUCUGAAGGUACACAACGAGACAGAAAAGGAUGGCUCACCUCUUCAAGAUGCUGAGGCUACCCAAGAAGCACCCAGGAAAAAGCAGAAGAAACAGCAACCACCUGCAAGCAAUGACUCGCCCUCUGUCUCUGAUGCUGAAGCCAGGCCAAAAGCACCCAGGAAAAAGCAGAAGAAGCAGAAACCACCUGCAAGCAAUGUGAGGUACAGCUGUUCGAUUUGUUCUGAAGAGUUCCUUCAUCCAUAUGACCUGAAAGUCCACUGGGCAAGCCACACUAUUGAAAAAAUAUACAGCUGUGACAAGUGCCCUGCCAGCUUCAAACGUGUUGGUCACCUCAGGCGACAUCAAAAGGCCCACAGUAGAAAUGGACAUUACUGUUGCCCUUACUGCUCAGUCAAAUAUGACAGACUUGCGCAUUUAAGAAUGCACAUGAGGGCCUACCAUUCAGGUGUCAACAGGGCCAGGCCAUUCGUCUGUCCAGAGUGUCCUGCUAAUUACAUCCGUGCUGAUCACUUGAAAAGCCACUUGAAAGUGCACAGGGAAGGGUCAGUCCGUAAACCGUACAGGUGCCAACAUUGCACAGCCAGCUUUCUGACACCCUCGCAUCUUACAAAUCACAUGAAGCUCCACACUCAGGAAGAUGAAGGCAAUGAGGGGUUGAAGGAACACCUUUGUUCGCAAUGUCCGGCUGGGUUCAAGGAUGCCCGUGGUCUAAGCGAACAUCUUAAGAUUCACACGGAGAAGUCAAACGUAUGCCCGGAGUGCCCAGCAAGGUUCAAUCGUCCCGACCACCUGAGGAAUCACAUGUUGUUACACAAAGAAGUAGAACAAGACGAGAGACGCUACCACUGCAAGCAUUGCAGUGCCAAGUUUAAUGCCAAGCAUCAGCUCACAAACCAUGAAAAGCUUCACAGUGAGCCCAGUGCAGUGACAGCAACACCCAAUGAGACAUCUUCCAAGUGCCCACAUUGUUUAAGACGAUUUAAGACAGUUAAGACGAUGAAGAAACACACGAGGCAGUGCCUCAUGGCCAUAGGAAACAGGCCCUACACCUGUCCACACUGCCCAGCCAAAUUUGCCCUCGCUUCAACCCUGGAGAGGCAUGUUAAAACUCACAGUUGUGAGAGACCAGAUGAUCACCAACAGGAAGCUUCUGCAUCAUCUUCUGCCACCUCCAGGCCACAAUCAGCUGGUGAUGAAGGGAGGGACUAUCACUGUGGAGAAUGUCCUGCCAAGUUUUCUAGUGAAUAUAAGCUGAAUAGACACCAAGAAAUACAUGAUGCCACUAAGCCGAAGCCAUACAGCUGCUCCUAUUGCAGUGCCAAGUUCUCUAUUACUGGCCAACUUGCGCAGCACGUCAAAAUUCACAAAUUGGUUCAAGAAGUCUCGCCUCAGCCUGUCUCAGAGUCAGAGCAAGUUCUUCAAAUUGCUGCAAAGAAAAGAGAUGAGAGGGUGGCAUUCCGUUGUAGCGUGUGCUCUGCAAUAUUUACGACACAAGCACACCUGAACGCACACAAAGAGGUGCACUUACGAGGUGAUCUCUACACCUGCUCAAAGUGUCCAGCUAAGUUUGCCCUGCAAAGUGACCUGGAAGACCACAAGAAGACACACUCACACUCAGCAAGUGAUCAAGAAUCUGGAAUAGCUGAGAAGUCGACUUCGGCAAAAUCUGCAGAAAAGACAUCUGCUGAUAAGAGCGUGAAGUCUGGUGCCAAGAAGACCAAAUGGUUCAGGUGCCGAUACUGCAAGUCCAAUUUUAGAGGGGAAACGCGACUGGCAGUGCAUAUCAAUGUCCAUCAUUGGGAACUUCAGCAGAAAAGCAGCUCCGAGCCAUCAAAGAAGGCAGUGUCUAAUGAUCAGGACUGUUUCAAUGGCCAGACUUACAAAUGUCCACAGUGUCCUUCCGAAUUCACCAAUGCCCUGAACCUUAAGGUUCACCUGCAGACCCAUCAGGGAAAGAGGCAACACAAGUGCCAGAAGUGCCCAGCUGUCUGCUCCAAUCCCUCUAGUUUGAGAAGGCACAUGGACACACACCAUGGAAAUGGGAUCCAGAAGAGACAUUACGGUUGCCCGCAUUGUCCUGCCAGGUUUAUUCGCUUGGAACAUUGCAAGGCCCAUCUGAUUGUCCACACCAGGGAGGGACCAGGGCUGUUUCGCUGCACCCUCUGCACUGCAAAGUUCCUCCAUACUAAACAGCUAAAUAUUCACAUGGCAUUACAUAAUGGCAAGAAGAUAUUUAAGUGUGAUACGUGUUCGUUGGAGUUCUUAACUCUGGAAUGUCUGAAAAGUCAUCUAAAGAUUCACCCUGAGAAACCUUCCUACUCAAAACAACCAAGCAAUGCUGCCAAUAGAAGUACGGUACAGAAUGAUGAUGCAGACAAGAGGAUCUCUUCAGCCGACCGUCCGUACACUUGUCAGAAGUGUUCCCGUAAGUUCUUGAGCUCCCAGCAGCUGGAGUAUCACAUGGUGUGGCACAGCGGGGACAGGCGACACGAAUGCUCCCUUUGCUCCCAGAACUUCCCCACAGCCCAGAGCCUGAAGGAGCACAGGAAAACCCACGCUGGUGAGAGACCUUUCAGGUGUCCAAUGUGCCCUGCCGACUUUGAAUAUAAGAGCAACCUGAAGAGGCACGUAGAAAGAAAGCAUUUCAAAGAAAGUGAUGAAGGCAACACAAGUGGUACCCCAACAACUCAAGGGACAACACAUAAUGCCCAGAAAGGCAGCCCUGAUGGGAGUAACGAAAAUUCUACUGAGCAGCAGAAAACCAGCUCUGGCAGAGGGAAAUCUUAUGCUUGUUCAGCAUGUUCAAAAGAGUUUGACAGGUUUAAAGAUUUGAGAAAACACAGGAAAACCCAUUCUGGAAAAAAGCGUGCAAAAGGUAACGGCAAAAGGCAAAGAUGUGAAGAGUGUAACGCCACCUUCAGCGAAUUACGUUGCCUUGAACGUCACCAACGAACCCACAGUGGAGAGAGACCCUUUGCCUGUCCUGUGUGUUCGCUUCGGUUUGCGCGAAAGGAUAAUGUAUUGAGGCAUGUUGCUAGCGUGCACAAGGAAAACGAGGCAGCCGGCAACUCUAACUCUAACCAGGAGAAACACCCCAAACCUGACAAGAAGUUACACAACUGUCCUGAAUGCCCAGCCAGGUUUAGCACUGUUGAACUGUUGGCGCAUCACAAGAAAAUCCAUCGCAUCUCUUCCAAGGGAAAAGCAACACUAAACAAUAAUUCCUCGGUAGAGUCAUCGAACCCGGCCACCCUGGAAGUGAUGGAGACGCAGGUUGUCCACGAGCCCGGGGCGGCCUCACAUGUCGAAGCCGUCGUCGUGGCCAACCUUGAGCAACUUCCCAUACAGGAGUCGGCAAGCGCCACAGUACAGAAGGUGUUACAAACAGAUGACCAGCCUCCGUCGUCUGGAAGUGCCGAAUCUCCUGAGCUCGCACAGCACCAUCAACCAGGGAGUAGCUCCUCUUCAGGGCCUCCAGAUAGCCACCCGGCACAAACAGCAACAGUGUCAAGACCAGCUGUUUCAACCCAUAUGAGGGCUUUAGCGGAAGAACGUACGUCCCUUCAAAAGACCAAUGAACAAGUCCCUGCCCCCGGCAAUGUGCCACUUCUGAACGGACUGUGGCAGAGAGUCGAGACGACCAGCCCUCCCCAGGGACUUGUACCAGUGGCGUUGUCCUACAGUGAGGCAUUACAGGCUGGGGAGACCAUACUACAGGCGUCGAUGGCAAACAGCUACAUAGGAGGGAACACCAUUCAACAACAGAUAACAGAGACAAGCCCAUCCCCGAAUUCAUCUGGACCAGGUCGGUUGUCCCAAUUGCCUCAUGAUGCCCAGCUGCUUAAACCGCAUCAGGGCCAUUCCUCCCUGCAGCAAAAUGAUGGAAGGAGGACAGAAGAUACACAGAACAGUGAUGAGAAAGAUAUACUUAACAGUGAUGAGAGUAAGCUCAAUGACAUUAGAUACUUCUGCAUUGGGUGCAAGCAGGUCUUCCUCACAGAGAAAGAUCUGAAGGCCCAUCUGCAGGGAGAUCAUCAAGCACCAACUCCAAGCCAAGGGAACUCCUCUCAUCAUAGGAUUGUCAUGCUACAGAGGAAAACUACUGACGCUGAUCAGGGAAAGACGUCCGUGUGCAGUGAAGCAAACGUGCUGGCUGUUCCCAAGCAGAGCAUGAACGGAGUCCUGAGAAACUGCAGCCAUGUUUUCUGCGUUCUCUGUGCCGGAAAGGUCAACAUCAACGAUAUCUCCCACCACGUUAAGAUUAAACACGGAAUACUUUCGUUGGACGGGGAUUAUCCCUUUGGGCAAGCGACCAGCUGCAUGACCUGCAGUCGAAGGCUGUAUGGUGAAGAAGAGGUACAGCAACACACAAGGAAGAGGCACAUAGUUCUGAGGGACACGGCAGGGCCAUUUCUUGCAUACGACAACACCCAGAGUUUGAGCAAUAGUGAGGACGACCCAAGACAAGAUGACAGGCAACAUGCUGCUGUUUUGGGAUUGUCAACAAAGGAGGGAGACGUUUUGGCUGAUAAGUCAAGUUUGUCUAAGAGUGAUGGGUGUAGCAGGAUGGCAAGUGAGAAGGAACAAAUCCCCACUGUCGGUAAUUCCUCAUCAGAAAAAGCAAGUGUACACAGUUCUUCAAUGACAGCCUCGGUGAAGGUUGAGAAAAACAACAGGGAGGCAGUUUUGUUGAAAGGAGCAUUUUCACUUAAUGAUGCCCAGAAGAAAAAGUUUCUGAUGAUUUCCAGGGCAGCUGAUGCAUGCAUGAAGAAAAAGCGAUAUCUCGUCAUCCGUGGAAGUGACGGCACUGAUAGAUCAGCCUGCUCCUCCCCCCAAACAGACUGCAGUAGCUCCCGCGAUACUACUUCUUCCCCUCUGCUGAACUCCCCAGAGCAGCUGUGCCAUAUCAAGACUGAAGGAGGGGAGAAGCCAAGUGCUUCCAGCAGACUCCAUGAACUGCCAAAAUCGAACAACAAUUCAACUGAUGUGCCUGGUCUGCAAAAACAGUUGGCCUUGGUGGCCAGUAUUCUAUCAUCAACCCUUAAAAAGAACUCAUCCACUGAAAAGAACUCUAAGAUGAGAGAUCACAAUGUCAAUUCUCAGGGUACCAAACCCACUAUUGAGAGGCAAACGGUAAAGGACUGUCUCAGGGGUGUAAGCGUAAAGUCAGAGCCAGUCACCUCUGAUGUUGACAGUGCUGAUGCGGGUCUCUCUGCAGCUUCAGAUGCGGAAGACAUGAAUGAUCUUGGUGACGUCACUGCCAUAAAUGAACCUCUUCAGUCCAUCAAGGAGGAAGCAAUAGUUGAGGAAUUCUAGGAGAAUAUUACUUACACUAAAGAACAUGCUCUUUUUUGUAUCAAAUUGUACAUGUUAUAUGUAUAAAUUAUAUUGGUGCUAUUUUUGUAUGUAUAAAUUGCGAGCUAACAUUUAUAUUUAUACCAGACUGGAACUAGAAUUCUGCCUUUUCUUUUCUGUACACAUUUUUAGUUGGCAUUUCAGAUAGAUGAACGACAGCCAGGUACCCAGUUAGCUACCAUGGUAAAAAAAUUGUCUUAGUAGUGUCACAAACAUAUCCAAAUUUUUCGAAAAAAAAAUGAAAAUACAGCCUUAAAGUGCAUGUAUUGUUG
Branchiostoma floridae (Florida lancelet) is the source of this 7992-nucleotide messenger RNA. RefSeq lists its product as uncharacterized. The record is from RefSeq and is a predicted model, not a curated record. Bases 281 to 7681 code for a protein of 2466 amino acids. Lineage: Eukaryota; Metazoa; Chordata; Leptocardii; Amphioxiformes; Branchiostomatidae. The transcript is spliced from 4 exons.